This is a messenger RNA of Symsagittifera roscoffensis, 1905 nucleotides long. Its product is annotated as multifunctional procollagen lysine hydroxylase and glycosyltransferase LH3-like. NCBI's taxonomy places the organism in Eukaryota, Metazoa, Xenacoelomorpha, Acoela, Convolutidae. Gene Ontology annotation, molecular function: L-ascorbic acid binding; oxidoreductase activity, acting on paired donors, with incorporation or reduction of molecular oxygen; iron ion binding. The coding region runs from base 8 to 1567 and encodes 519 amino acids. The transcript is spliced from 9 exons. The record is from RefSeq and is a predicted model, not a curated record.
UGUGGUGAUGGAUGGUCCUCUGCCCUUCCUUCACGACUUCUUUUUUCUCCUGUUGAAGCAGCAGUACCCCUCUCACUUGCUCAAAAUACACAUCUACUCGGCCUACGAAAUAAAGAGACAAGACGAAAAAGAUUUAAUUCAGAAGUUGGUUGAAAUGAAAUUCUCAGAUGACCAAUCAAUCAAGAUCACCUACACUCCUAUGGAGAAAUCGUGUCCUCGAUUAUACGAAUGUUCGCUGGAAAGAGUGCGGAUGGGUGCCUUCGAGGCACUCCUCAAGGAGCUCCACGGACAGUCGCUGAAAAAUGAAGCCAUUUUAUUGGUCAAUUCGUCUUAUCAUUUGACCAAUGAGAAAACACUAAUGGUUCUGGCUAGAUCCGAAAUGAACCUCAUAUCUCCCUGGAUAUCGUUCAAGGUCCCAGACAUUCCCCCAGUCCACCACAUCAACGUCCACAACUCCGUGCCGAAGAACUACCGAGUGAUCAAAAAACAAAGCCAAACAGAGGUCAAAGUUGCUAGCAAGAAGGAUUCCAACAACGAUGACAAUGAGGAGGUGGAUGGAGAUGGCGAAGAAGAUGACGAUGAACCUGAGUACGAAGAGAUCCCAGACUACUACGAGGAUAUAGAACAACAGAGGGAGCAAGUAGUAAUGGGAAUAGCCAAUGGCAUCUACAGAGGUGGUCCUCUUCUGAUAAGGGGCGAGACGAUUGCUCUGGUGUUGCGAGCUCUGGUCGACUGUCCAGAAUUUUCGCAGAAAAAGGGAGAGCAGGAGGAAAAGUUCACACAUUGGGACAUGAAAAUGAAGAGCUGCAUCGAACAAAAGAAACUGGUGAUAGCGUCCACAACGUAUGAGGAGUAUGGCACCAAGAUCAGUGACCAUAUGUAUGACCCGGAAGACCCUCUCUCUGAACUAAAACUCAUCUACACCUCGCCCCAGGCAUUUGCUCGGAAGUAUGUGCGGCCAGAGUACUACGAGCAACUAAACUACACCCACAUUACCCAGUUCGACCAGCCGUGUCCGGAGGUGUUCCGCAUCAAGACAUUCAACCGAAAGUUCACCCAGGACGUCAUCGACUAUUGCGAGAGGUCCGAUCUCUGGGGUCCAGGAGGCUACUCAGACUCGGUCGAGGUGAACCGUAGCGGGGACAUCUACACGGAGACCCACCCCACAGUGGACAUCCAAUUCGAGCAGGUGGGGAUGUUCGAGCCAUGGCUCCAGACAGUCCACCACCUCCUCUUCCCCAUCUUCCACACACUCUACCCACAGUUCGACUUCGACGUUGUAGUCGAAGACCCCGGCCAAUCUUUCAUUGCCCGCUACCACCCGAACGAGCAGGCAUACUUGGGGUUGCACAACGAUGCCUCCACAUAUUCCUUAAACGUGGCCUUGAACCAGAGGGGUGUGGACUUCGAGGGAGGGGGCACCUACUUCGCCAGACAGAACUGCUCUGUGCUGGAUAGUGAGCCAGGGGAUGUUCUGGUGCAUCCGGGACAACUCACACAUCUGCACAGUGGGCUGAACACUACGAAAGGCACUAGAUACAUUCUGGUCUCAUUCAUGCAACCAUAGAAGACACAUACAAAGGCCACACAAAGCCAUACUGGUCAUACAAAGGCCAUAAUAUCCACAAAAUGACCAUAAUGACCAUAAAAAAUAUACGAGUCAUACAAAUAUCACAAUGGGUCACACAAAAGACAUAGUGGCCGAUAUGUACACGAGGAAGCGCUUUACAAACAAAAACAUUUGCAUUAAAAAAGAGUUUCGCUUUCUCAUUCAGAUUAAUUAAAUUCCAACAAAGUUCAAUGCAAAUUAUCAGUCCUUGAGAUAAAGACAUAAAGUUACGGUUUAUCUCGAAAACGACUGAAUGAAAGCUGAUAAAAAGGGAGCUAAAACAGACUAUUUUGAUA